Molecule: messenger RNA, 6686 nt
Organism: Gopherus evgoodei (Goodes thornscrub tortoise)
Lineage: Eukaryota; Metazoa; Chordata; Testudines; Testudinidae
Gene: DET1
Product: DET1 partner of COP1 E3 ubiquitin ligase
Exons: 5
Coding region: 128-1783 (551 amino acids)
Biological process (GO): positive regulation of proteasomal ubiquitin-dependent protein catabolic process; protein ubiquitination
Cellular component (GO): nucleus; cullin-RING ubiquitin ligase complex
Molecular function (GO): ubiquitin-like ligase-substrate adaptor activity; ubiquitin protein ligase binding
Source: RefSeq, a predicted model, not a curated record
CGUCACCAAGGCCGAGGAGGAGUCGUUAACAGCGGCGCCUUGGCGGAAAGAUGGCGGCGGCCAUAGAGUGACCGGACAGCGGAGGCUCCGGGAUCCCGCUGCGGCCCGGAGAGGGAACGAUGAAGUGAUGGAUCAUGAUGCUCCGACCAUCAGGCCCCGCAGAAUCCAGAACCAGAACGUCAUCCACCGCCUCGAGCGCCGAAGGAUCAGCUCUGGUAAGGCCGGCACCCAUUGGCACCAAGUCCGGGUCUUCCACCAGAAUGUCUUCCCCAACUUUACUGUGGUCAACGUUGAGAAGCCGCCUUGCUUCCUGCGCAAGUUCUCCCCCGAUGGGCGCUACUUUAUCGCUUUCUCCUCGGACCAGACCUCCCUGGAGAUCUAUGAGUAUCAGGGCUGCCAAGCAGCAGAGGAUCUUCUGCAGGGUUAUGAGGGAGAGAUCUUGGCCAAUGGCAACGACCAAAGAUCUGUCAACAUCCGUGGGCGGCUCUUUGAACGUUUCUUCGUCUUGCUUCAUAUCACCAACGUGGCCUCCAAUGGUGAGCACUUGAACCGCGAGUGCAGUUUGUUCACAGAUGACUGUCGCUAUGUAAUUGUUGGCUCUGCUGCCUACCUGCCUGAGGAACCUCACCCCCCAUUUUUUGAGGUUUAUCGCAACAGUGAGUCAGUGACCCCUAAUCCCAGGUCCCCCUUGGAAGACUAUUCUCUGCAUAUCAUAGAUCUUCACACAGGUAGACUGUGUGACACAAGGACAUUCAAAUGUGACAAAGUCAUCUUGUCUCACAACCAGGGCCUAUACCUGUAUAAGAAUAUCUUGGCUAUUCUCUCUGUGCAGCAGCAGACUAUUCAUGUCUUUCAAGUGACACCUGAGGGCACAUUCAUUGAUGUACGGACUAUAGGUCGCUUCUGCUAUGAGGAUGAUCUCCUGACCCUGUCCGCUGUCUAUCCAGAAGUGCAGCGAGACACUCAGACAGGGAUGGCAAACCCGUACAAAGAGCCCUUCAUAAAUUCUCUGAAACACAGACUGUUGGUGUACCUGUGGAGGAGGGCAGAGCAGGAUGGGAGUGCAAUGGCAAAAAGGAGGUUCUUCCAGUACUUUGACCAGUUGAGGCAGCUGCGCAUGUGGAAAAUGCAGCUGUUGGAUGAGAGCCAUCUGUUUAUUAAAUACACCAGUGAAGAUGUGGUCACAUUGCGGGUGACAGACCCUUCGCAGCCUUCGUUCUUUGUUGUGUACAACAUGGUGACCACAGAGGUUAUUGCUGUGUUCGAGAACACUUCAGAUGAGCUACUGGAGCUCUUUGAGAACUUCUGUGACCUCUUCAGGAAUGCCACCCUGCACAGCGAGGCUGUCCAAUUUCCCUGCUCAGCUUCCAGUAACAACUUUGCCAGACAGAUCCAGCGCCGGUUUAAGGACACUAUUGUGAAUGCAAAGUAUGGAGGGCACACAGAGGCUGUGCGAAGGCUGCUAGGUCAGCUCCCAAUCAGCGCUCAGUCUUACAGCGGCAGCCCUUACCUUGACCUCUCCCUCUUCAGUUAUGAUGACAAGUGGGUGUCAGUCAUGGAACGGCCAAAGACGUGUGGAGAUCACCCCAUCAGAUUUUAUGCCCGAGAUUCUGGCCUUCUGAAGUUUGAAAUCCAAGCAGGACUCUUGGGCCGACCCAUCAAUCACACAGUACGACGCCUGGUUGCAUUCACCUUUCACCCCUUUGAGCCCUUUGCCAUCUCGGUGCAGCGGACUAAUGCAGAAUAUGUUGUUAAUUUCCACAUGAGGCACAGCUGCACAUAGUACAAUACUGGGCUGGGGCAGCUGUUGCCAUUGUGAACACACCAAAGCCGGACACUCAUGCCUUCUAGGAAACCAAACCAUUGGUCACCGAAGGAACUUGACCUGGAAGCCCUACCAACCAGCAUUGUUCCCCAGCAUCUGCAGCUGGCACUCGUAAGCCAUUGGAAGAGAAUCCCGUUAUGCUUCUGAAGAAGCCAUCUUAAUUGGAGAUUAGUCUUGUGACCUUUUCUUUCUAUAGAUACCAUCCAGUUCAUAUUGCCAAAGCCCCUUGUUGCAUUAAACCCUGUCUUUUCCCACACCUGUUGGUGAACAAAAUGUAGCCGAGAAACCUUGCCUGUUUCCCCAAGGAGUGUCGUCUUUUCUCUUGCUUUAUCUGUUUUUGUGAUAGGAAAGACAGAGUUCUCAAACACUCCUCCUAUACCGGCGCCCUUCUACUUAGUCAAGACAAGUAGCCCAUCUUACAGAGUGAGAAUUGAAGCCACGGUGGUGGGGUUUUUUUAUUUGUACCUUCACUGUUAUGAGGAAACUAAACUAGCUCUUGUGAUUCACACAGUGCACUCAAGGCAUUAGGGGAGAAAGGUCUCUGUUAGUGGGGUGGUCUAGUAGUUAGAGCAGGUCACUGGAAUCAGGGGAGAUUUCUGUUCCUGACUCUCAUGCAAGUCACUUAAUCUUUGUGCCUUAAUUUCCAACCGUAGAAUGAGGAUGUGACCUUCUGAAAAGCACUUUGAGCCCCUCAGAUGAAAGGUGGCAGGUACCAAGGAAGGGAAGCCAGAACAGCUGACUGCAUGCCUAAUGAGUGAGCUAGUGUGUAGGGUGGGAAGAUGGGUAGCUAGCAGCAGGAAUGCAUGAGAGAGGCUUAGGGAAAAGAGCUGCAUGGACCGAGAAUGUGUCCCCAGGAGUAGGUGUCGUCCUCUUCCCUCACCCUGCUUCCACUGACAACGGUGAGAGGGAGCCAGCCCCAGUCUCUGGUGCAUGCCAGGUACAUGAAUGUGGAGAAUGUCUGUCUGACUUGUGGAAUCCUUGUCUUUCCCAUGGCUACUAUGUGAUUGCUCAGACUGUAAGGUUAUAGUCACCAGGAGAUAACGGGGUUGACCUGAGAGAGCUGAUUUCAGAGUGUCUGCGUCUGUUUGGCACUGGAAUGUCACAUGCUUGCCUUUCCCCUGAAGUUAGAGGACAGCUAGGCUGGAUUUUGCACUGGGAGAAGGGGAGACUUGUGUAUUACUGGGAGCUUGUAGCUGAAGGUCUGACUUUGCUGACUUACUGCUGCCUGUCCUCUCCUGCUUCACACCCUAUUCUUUAUGAGAACUGGGGAUGAGGUGGCAAGGGGUGCCAAUGGGUGACUGCCUGGGAUUGAAGCACAGCUUGCUGGUAUAUCGCUGUACACUUGAAGCAAGAUUGACUUCUACGUUGUCUGAGAUGUCUGCAAAAUGAGCUGCUAGACUUGAAUCCAGAAGAUGUGCACCUAAAUGCCUCUGGGUCUGAGCUUGUGCAGGCUUAUAUAAAUGCUGGCCCUACUUUGAUCUGAAGAUCACUUAAUUGUUGGCUGCAUUUGUACUACAAGGUAGCACAUGGGCUUUCUCAAAACCUGUGCAUACCAAAAUGUGCAUGUUGCUAGAGAGUGUUGUCAUCUUAGGCAAACAAGGCUGGUUAAAGGUGCUGUAUUGACACUGGAAACUGCUGUUUUUUGAUGCACAUGAUGGGCCAUGACAGGGCACUGUCCUUGAGGGCACCCCCCCUCGAAGGAAAGCCCUUCAGACUAAAAGCCCAUUCGUAUCUGCUGAAGGUAUUAAAAAGGGGGCCAAUUGUGAGUAAUAUGUUGUGGCCACUUGUCUGCUCAGAAAAUCCUGAGUCACAAGCUCAUCUCAGACAUCACUGAAUAGCUAUCAGAUAAUCUUAUUUUUGUCACUAUUGACCUGGGCAGGGUUUGGAUACCUCACCUAGAUGUGACAAGCUCCACAUCCCAUCCUGGAUUCCUUGAGCCAUCUUGUCCUUUGGAUGUUUACAGCCCUCAAUGUAGUUCUUUUGCUCUAUCUUCCUUUCUUCUGUCCUCCCAAACACAGCCCCAUCACAACGCUAUACAGCAGUUUUUGUAUAAGGAUCUCAAAGCACUCUUACAAAAGUAUUGCUGCCAUUUUGCAGAUGAUGAAAUUGAGAGUCAAAUGAUAUAAUUCAUAUGACCUUGUGUAAACUGAGUGUAGAAUUGACUUCCAGUUCUAACCAGUAGCCCAUCUGCAUCUGUGCAGGAUUGCUCAGGGCUUUCAAAGCCUGGCUGUGGAAAAUGUAGUCCUAGGACAAGAAUACAUAUUUCUUUGUCUUCUUUCCCAGGGUAUUUGUGCUGAUGGGAAGUUUCUCAGGGCUGUAACAAAUGAUUUCAGGUUGGGAGGCCACUUGCUGGGGGAGGUGUCAGGACAUGCAUGCAGUAGUGCCUCAUUCCUCUCCAGCUCAGAACACUAUUUUCUUUCACCUACAACCUGUUUCUCAAACUCUUUCUAUUAAAGCUCCGAGCAGGGAGUCUUCGCACAUUGUCUCCUUGAUAAAAUGCACUGCAGUUGAUAGAUAACUGAGCUAUCUGCUUUCUCUCUCACCAAAAGUUCACUCUUCAUUACCCUUUUCCAUUGUUAAUGUAUCUUUCUGUCUUUCCCAGAAGUUCUCAGCAGUUCCCAUUAACUCCUUGAUGCCACAAGCUAGUGGUCCCUCUCCCUGGAUCUCCAGAUGGGGUGGAGCAGUGCCUCAAAAUAGCUCCGCUUUCUGUUGAUAUCAUUUCCUUUAAGUGGUAUAAGUCAGUGGUUCUCAAACUUGGGCUGCCGCUUGUUCAGGGAAAGCCCCUGGCAGGCCCGGCCGGUUUGUUUACCUGCCGUGUCCCUUGGCCUGCACCGUUUCCUGUAGCCCUCAUUGGCCUUUAGCAGCAAACUGUGGCCAGUGGGAGCCACGAUCAGCCGAACGAAACAGCCCGGCCCGGCCCACCAGGGGCUGUCCCUGAAUGAGCGGCAGUCCUAAUUUGAGAACCACUGGUAUAAGUAACAACCAUAUUAACAGCUCUGCCACUAAAUUGUGUAAUCUUAGGCAAGUCACUUCCUCUUCCCCUGCCUCAGUUUCCUUAUCUGUAAAAGGAGGUGAUGUGGACUCACGUUUGUAAAGCACUUUCAGUUCUGUGAGUGAAAAGUACCAGAUAAGUGCUAAAUAUUGUUUUAAUGUUUUUUCUGGAGGCACAGAUGUAUGGUUGUGAGGGGUAUGAACUGCAUUAGUGCAGCACUGUAGUGCUGCUACAUUUUGUAUCUACAGUGAAGGAUUCAUGUUACCACAGGAGUGUGUUGAAAGAAAAGCCUGUCUCAUUCUCAUGCUUGACAUUUUGAUUUUUUUAUUUAAGAAACAAGAAGUGUGGGAGUAGGGGCAGGACAUAUAUUUUCUACCUAAUAUUUUUACUAGGUUAGGAUGAGAACUGUUAAGCAACGCAAGAUAAAUACCAGAAUAAACAAGAACUUGUUUCAUGAGUCUGACUUGUAUCCUCUUUCCAAGAUCUCCUAUCAGAUAUCAGUGGUAACUCAAAUCCUUUCAUUAAUAAAAAACAGGGUGCAUUUGUCUUGAGGAGUCAUGACCUAUAUGUGUAGGAGGGUCUGCAUAAAGUCUAGGGUAUUAAUUCAUUGUGCUGAAGUUUCACCUUAAAGCAGUUAAGAUGCUCCUAUGGACUCAUAUGUAUGGACAAUAGUGUGAGUUAAUGGCAAAGGUGGGACGCACUCCUCUCUCCCACUUCGGUGUUCAAGUUGCCAGCCACACUUGUGAACAUAGACUUUUUCCUUCUGCCUGUCCCUAGGGCCUCAUCCUAUGGCUAUUUUAUCUACUGUCCCUGAGACAUUAACAUGAAAGUUAAGCCAAACUGGGUGGCUUUGCAGGGCUGUCACCAACACUUUUUAGUGUGGGUCAAAAAUACUGGUGGGUUUUGUUUUGAUUUAUGCAUUUUUUUUACUGCAUGGUCCUCCCAGGUGGAAUGUGCCUCCGCUAGCUUGAACAGUGGCUGCCAGUGCCCAAAUGGGCCCGAUCUGAGGCUCCACACCUUUGGAUUUCUCACUGCUCUGCUGCACUGGGUACUCAACAGCAACAGUGUGGUGUGCACCUCCAUACUCAAUCUCAAGCAGGAGAGCACCGGAGAGGCCAAUAUCUUCACUUCCUGAGCCCUCUCCCUCUACUGUGUGUAGGGUUCUUUAUUCUAUGGCUUCUCUUGAGCUUUGUGUCAGAAUGACCCCACAGAAGCCCUUUAGCACUGAGCACUCCUCAGUUCAGUUCUGAACUAACUGGCAGGGAAACUCAUGCCUUGAAAAGACAGUGUGUUGGUUAACAAUGGAUCUACUUUAUGCUUUCUGUGACUUCAGCCAUCUUUGAUCUGGCAGACAAUCAAAAUAAGACUGGGUCAGUUGUGUGAGGAUUAUAUAUAGCCGUAUUAAGUGACAAGCUACAGAAAUCAUUGUGGGCUCAAAAAUGCAACCUUCUGUACAUCUGUGUAUUCAUCUAAAGGUAGAUCCCUUCUCAAGUCUCCUUUCAGUUAACCUUCAAGCAGUGACUUCCUUUGCACCAUUUCUGCCCUCUUCCUUGGCUUUGUUCCCUUGCAGUCCCAGUGUAAUUAUGGGAGCGGCCCUUUAUUCACAUGCGCCAGAGUAUCUGGUAGGCUUGUUUAGGACUUUUCUGACACGGGGAGAAAAAACAGGUUUGUGACUUUCUGCAACUUUUUUACGGUCUUUCCUGUCUCUCUUCUCCCACCACACUCCCUUCUAUGGGAACCAUUUCAUCCGUGGGGAAAAGGGGAUGAAGUCACUGAGGUCUAGUGAAACCUGGUUUGCUUCUGCUAUGUUUUUUUAUUUAGAAGAGUGACUGUAGAAGACAUUUUGUAAUCAAUAAAUCAUGUCCCAGG